CUUACGAUGAUACCCUUCAUUUCCUUUUAGAAAAAUAUUGAUAUAUUUUAUAUAUGGUUACUUGAUUACUCCUGUAAAAGUUACUUUGUUUUGUUUAUAUGAAGUCUGAACGACAUGAAUUUUGUAUUAAAAUGACCAGAAUGUUGGGCAUUAUAUUUAUAACAUAAUGUCAUAUUAGUCAACAAUGAAUUUGAGCAGGUGUGAACGUAUAUUCAAUAGAGACGCAGCUUUAUUCCAAACCAGACAACUAAUUUGUCAGAAAUGAAAGUAAACAUAAACAUAAGACACACAUAUAUAAAUAUAUUGAAACAUAGCACCAGACAAAAAGUAGGUUUUUCAUACAGUUCACACCUUCCCCGUAAAGCUAUUGUUAUUUUCAUUCCUAUUUUACGCCAUCUAUUGCUGUUGCUAGUUAUAAAAAGAAGCAAAGCAUCAGCACAGUGUUGAGUAGGAGAUUGAAAAGGGAGGACUGUAAAAUGAAGAUGUUAGUUUUGUUAUCAUUUAUGCUUUCCACGCUUCCACCAACAUAUGGUUGGGGAACUGAGGGCCAUUCCAUAAUUUGUAGAAUUGCUCAGUCUCGCUUGAGUGAAGCAGCAGCAGAUGCUGUGAAGCAACUGUUGCCGAAGUGGGCAGAAAAUGAUCUUGGGAGUGUGUGUUCAUGGGCAGAUCAAGUUAAGUUCCGUUACCGCUGGUCACCUGCUCUUCAUUUCCUUGAUACCCCUGAUACUUGCACUUACCAGUACAAAAGGGACUGCAAAGAUGAAGAUGGAGAAAUAGGGAGGUGUGUUGCCGGGGCAAUUAACAAUUACACCUCCCAGCUUCUUAGCUACAACUCUGCGUCUGGUGAAGCUGAAUAUAAUCUUACGGAAGCACUUCUCUUCCUUUCUCAUUUUAUGGGAGACAUCCAUCAGCCUUUACAUGUGGGUUUUGCAUCAGAUAAGGGAGGCAACACAAUCGAUGUACGUUGGUAUACAAGAAAGGAAGUUCUUCACCAUGUUUGGGAUAGCAAUAUAAUAGAGACAGCAGAAGAAAGGUUCUAUGAUUCAAAUGUAGAUGCCAUGGUUGAUGCAAUUCAACAAAAUAUUUCGACUGAAUGGGCAGAUCAAGUCAAAAGAUGGGAGAGCUGCAGUCUAAAUAGGACGGCUUGCCCUGAUAUAUUUGCAUAUGAAGGUAUCAAAAUGGCAUGUGAUUGGGCAUAUAAAGGUGUCAAAGAAGAAUCAGUACUUGAAGAUGACUAUUUUCUCUCCCGAUUACCAAUUGUUAACUGGAGGUUAGCUCAAGGGGGAGUUAGAUUGGCUGUCACUCUCAAUCGUAUUUUUGGGUGA
Durio zibethinus is the source of this 1325-nucleotide messenger RNA. RefSeq names its product endonuclease 2-like. Gene Ontology annotation, biological process: DNA catabolic process. The record is from RefSeq and is a predicted model, not a curated record. Gene Ontology annotation, molecular function: endonuclease activity; nucleic acid binding. Lineage: Eukaryota; Viridiplantae; Streptophyta; Magnoliopsida; Malvales; Malvaceae.